Molecule: messenger RNA, 1139 nt
Organism: Chinchilla lanigera (long-tailed chinchilla)
Lineage: Eukaryota; Metazoa; Chordata; Mammalia; Rodentia; Chinchillidae
Product: tumor necrosis factor receptor superfamily member 11A-like
Biological process (GO): lymph node development; ossification; positive regulation of bone resorption
Cellular component (GO): external side of plasma membrane
Molecular function (GO): cytokine binding; tumor necrosis factor receptor activity
Source: RefSeq, a predicted model, not a curated record
GACGCCUUCUGCGACAGCGAGUUCGCCGUGAACGGCAUCGUGCACGACGUGGACGUGCUGGGCGCCGGCGUCCGCCUGGUGACCCUGCUGGUGGACCGCGCCGGGCUGUACAAGCUGAGCCGCCUCUACGUCCGCCCCGACGGCUUCUUCCUCCGCGCGCACGUGCUGGCCCUCGACUCCUCCCGCUGCAGGAGGCCGUGUCCGGAGCUCAAGCCGGGCAGCAGGUACAUUGUGAUGGGCCACCUCUACCACAAGAGACGCCAGCUGCCCGCAGCCCUGCUCCAGGUCCUGCGAGGGCGGCUGCGUCCAGGGGACGGGCUGGUCAGGAGCAGCAGCAGCUACGUCAAAAGGUUUAACAGGACCAGGGACCGGCAAGUUCAAGGCGCCGCUCACGCCCAGUGCAUCUGAAGCGCCCGCGCCGGCCCUGGAGGAUCCCGAGCGCCUUGGACUUCAGCUGAAGGGUUUAUCUUCACGGCGGUGGCGUCCUCCUUUAAAGCCGGGCCCACCGCUACUACAACAGCUUGUGGAGCUGGACCUCUCACCUGGAAAGCGCCACUCUAUCUGCAGAAUGCUGCUUCAGGGGCGCGCUUCUGAGCUCACAGGCAGUCACUGGACUGCAGGGCCAGUGACUCAGGCAGUCCAGACACCUACCUGUCCAGUUAACAGAUCACUGCUUCAUGUGAAAUUUUUAAAUUAUUUUAAUUUAACACAUUCUUCAGUAGAAAUAGUUCACAAAAACCCAUUUUUUGUAUUUAUACAAUUUUGAGUAGUUUAUAGCAGGUUCAAACCAGAUUUUACACUCAAACCACAUUUUAAAACUGCACACAUAAUAAGCAUACUAGUCAACGACAUUUAUGUACGAAAUGUCAUUUAGAACUCCAGGGUCAGAGCCCAGGACAAGGGUUAGUGUUCUGCAUGUAAAGGGUACUAAAGGGCUUAAUCCAAGAAAGCGAUAUUCAAAGCCAGGUGUCCCUGAUGUACCAAAAUGUAAGCCAUUCUCACGCCUUCCUGCUUCUAGCAAGUCGUGUUUUGUGUCAACCUGGAUGCUUAUUUCAAUGCCUCAUGUAUCUGAAGUCAUUUUUCUAUUACGACCAAGUAUCAUGUUUGUUUGUAAAGCAGUAAAUCUUGCUUUGAAAUCA